UUAUAUUCUAUAAUAAAAUUUGCUUUUGUUUCUGAAGUUUAAUUUUUCAAAUAUUCGUUUCUCUCUGACGAGAGUAUUUCAGUGUCUCCACUUUAAAUUUAAUUGCGCCUUGGGAAGAGAGAAAGAAAGUACGCAAUUGGCCGGAAAACAUUGGCAUAUAGACUCUUAUCAGAACUUACAGAGAUAAUCAUUAUAAAUUUAUGUACCUAUUAUGUUCAGACUCUAACCGACCUUUCUUUACAUUCUUGUAAAUUAAUAUCACUCCUUUUAGCCUUCCCUCUGCACAAUUUGUAUUAACGUUAAUUAAAUUCUAAAUUUAACUCGCGACCGGAAAGCUCGCCUAUCGCUUUUGCACUCCGGAAAGUACUUCGAUUACGUCGAUGUCUUGAACGAGCGUCCUUUACGGGGACACGUGAGCGCGGCUAAAGCGAAACAGCGAUAUUACGAUGCCCGGCGCUAUCUUCCGAGCAUAAAGUAGUGCUCAACAACUGCGUUAUGUACUUUACGUUGUCAUUUCGUGCCGAUCGUGUUCGUGGUGAACGCUACUGGAAAACUCACACACGUGUGCUUACGUAUAUGCCAUAUAUAUGUGGGCUUUAAGUCUACCGUUAAAUGAAAAGUUCGAUAUGCGCACCGCCGCCGUUUCAAAGUUCUGCGUCGCAGUUCGGUGUUCGGUGUAGAGUCAUUCGAAGCGUAACGCCCUCUUAUAGCUCGAAGUUCCAGAUUAUUAAAAAAAAAAAUCUAUUUCGCAGAAAACUGCUAUUCAUUUAAUUUCUAUAUGCGUAUCGUGAUAUUCGGUUACCAUCGAUCUUUCAUCGUAUCGUUACGCACUUGUAUAGUACGCUGUAAAAUUUGUGACCGCUGUAAUUCCACCGUUAUCCGCAUUAGGAUCAGAAAUAUCACAAUUAUGGAAACUAAGGAAACUAUAAGACAAAGAGAAAAAGGACUGUACAGUAAUGUUAAAAAUCAAUUAUCAAACAAUAUCGAAAAGAAGGAGAAGAAGCAAGAGCCACAAAAGAAAAAUUUCAAAUAUUAUCUUAAUAGAUUUAGAUAUUAUCACUAUUAUUGUUCCGAAAAAAUUAAUUCCUUCAUUGCAAUAGUAUGCAUGUGGAUUAUUAAAAUUCAGUUUUAUUUAAUGGGUUUUGGAAUUAAUGGGCUCCCUUCAAUUCACGAAAUUGAGAAAAAUCAUUUUAAAAAUGAUUCAAAUUAGUACUAUUAUAUUAUUUCAUAACUCUGAUCAGAUUUUAUAUGUACAAUCUAAAUAUAAA
Molecule: messenger RNA, 1268 nt
Organism: Monomorium pharaonis (pharaoh ant)
Lineage: Eukaryota; Metazoa; Arthropoda; Insecta; Hymenoptera; Formicidae
Exons: 3
Coding region: 779-1210 (143 amino acids)
Source: RefSeq, a predicted model, not a curated record